AUGUCUGUCAUCCGGGGGUUUUAUGCAAAUUUCAGCCCAAUAUACUUCAGCAGUGGUUUAAGAUCAUGUUUCACAAAACAGAAUAUAAUUGGAUUUAUUUUAUUUAUUUUAGGAUUAGACCAAGAGUUGCUUAAAUCUAAGUCAAUACAACAACAACGAUUUUAUCUAGCAUCAUUGUGUCUUGCUGGUGAUUAUUCUGAUAGUAUGCAAUUGAUUCAAAUAUUGACUACUUUAGGAUCACAUCUUCGUAAAUUACGUGUUGAUUUUCGUUGUCUUUUAAAUCUUAUUAUUCAUGUUGAAAAUAAUGAUCGAUUAAAACGUGUAAUGUUGCAUAGAUAUCUUGUUUAUCUUGAACUCGACACGAUCUAUGAAUCAGUAGUUGAUUCAGGAGAUUUUCGUCAUGUUAUUGCGUUUUUGUUUGACAACAGUACUAGUCUAAAACACGUAACACUUUUAUCAAUGUGGUAUCUUAAGAUAUUUGAGUCAAUUGAAGACAUGCAAUUAUUAACAGAAAUCUUAUCUUCAUUCAAACUUUGUACACAAAUUAUAUCAAUUGUGAUCUAUCAUUGUAUAUUCUCAAAUUAG
Molecule: messenger RNA, 585 nt
Organism: Rotaria sp. Silwood2
Lineage: Eukaryota; Metazoa; Rotifera; Eurotatoria; Philodinida; Philodinidae
Source: the annotation of a GenBank genome assembly